Patella vulgata (common limpet) is the source of this 1552-nucleotide messenger RNA. RefSeq lists its product as uncharacterized. The record is from RefSeq and is a predicted model, not a curated record. The transcript is spliced from 2 exons. Lineage: Eukaryota; Metazoa; Mollusca; Gastropoda; Patellidae. The coding region runs from base 115 to 1263 and encodes 382 amino acids.
AUCAACAAUGAGUGUCGAAUGUUUUGAGACUUGGACAGACGACUACAUUUGAGCCCAGUAUAUUUUAUAUACAUUUUAGAUACGAAACGAAACUUGAGGAGUAAAAAUCUGAAAAUGAAAAUAAAGCGUGUGAUGAUGGCUGUUUCGGUGUGUCUAUGUGUGCUUCUAAUCAGCUUUAAUAUUUUUCCAAAUGUACGGAACACCGAAGAUAACACAAACAACGACAAACAAGUGAAACGGGAACAAGAUUUGAAUAUGUAUUUUCGACAAAAUUUUCCUGAUAAACAUAUUGUGGAAACGUACAACACGAGUCGCUAUUUGAUAUAUCAUUGUGACGGAAGUGGUACUUGCGGCGGAUGGACGGAUCGCUUAAAGGGGAUUGUAACCGGCUACAUUUUAUCUACUCUCACUAACCGUAAAUUUGAUAUCCGGAUAACCGACAUUCCAUGCAAUUUAAGUUCAAUAAUACAACCUAAUAUCAUAAAAUGGGAUUCCAACCCCGUGUUAAAGAAGUCAAGUAUUUCAAAUCAUUUCUACGCCGGUUCUACUCAAUUCUACAACAACAUAAAAGAUAUGGAUUUUAACGUCGAGUUUAAAAAACCCAUUGUUUAUUUUCGGACAAACUUAGAUUACGUGGAUGGAUUGAAACAGAACAAAUUGUACAACACACAGCUUUCGUGGAUGAAACACCUGUCACGUGAUCAAGUCUAUGCUAAGAUUGUAAAAGAAUUAUUCACCUUAGCUCCGGACUCUCAGAAAUUAAUGGAUACGUUUAUGAAAACAGCGUUACCAUCUGAAAAACACAAAUUGGUUUGUGCUCACGUGAGAAGGGGACGUAACCCUACUAUACCCAAUGAUUCUCAAGUGAGAGUAUCCGACGAGGACGUUUUGCACGUGUGGAAGUUUUUACGUCAUUAUAAUAACCCUGAUAUAUACAGGAUAUUUUUUACGUCAGAUUCAGACAGUGACGUAACACGCGCGAGAAACUUAUUUCCUGAUCAAAUGGUAGAGAAUAAGGGGCAGGUAAUUCACUUUGACAAGGCCAGGGAUCAGAAGGAUUGUGAAGGAUUUAGAAAGGUUGUGGUUGAUCAGCAAAUAUUAAUGAAAUGUGAUGUUUUAAUGAUUAGUUUUAGUGGAUUUAGUCGCAUGGCAGCCUAUGUUCGAGGAAAGGAUGAUGACACGUUCUGUCUGUUGAGAAACCAUACUGGUAUAAUUCCCUGUAAACCAAGUACAAUGAAAGAGUUAUAUCAUGUUAUGGGGUAAACCAACAGAGAGAGAGGGUGGGGGGUAUGAUUCAACGUGUUAAUUUAACAAAGGCCGUGUAAAUACAUGUAAAACUUUAUGUUAAUUCGGUUUGAUAUAUUUAAAUAUACAGUAUGGGAGAUUAAAUAAAGAGCUGGUGAUUAUAAUAGUUAAAAACUAGAUAAUGUAAAGGGAACUUGCUGAAAAUAUCAGUCAAAUUGAUUCACCCUGAACCGAGUAUUUAGCGAUUGAAUUUUGAGCCUAGCCUCGAUCAUCAUUACUAAAUUCGGUACGAUAAAAUACAUAGUAA